Messenger RNA from Eucalyptus grandis, 1323 nucleotides. Its product is annotated as MDIS1-interacting receptor like kinase 2. The record is from RefSeq and is a predicted model, not a curated record. Gene Ontology annotation, molecular function: protein kinase activity; ATP binding. Gene Ontology annotation, biological process: protein phosphorylation. The coding region runs from base 1 to 1323 and encodes 440 amino acids. NCBI's taxonomy places the organism in Eukaryota, Viridiplantae, Streptophyta, Magnoliopsida, Myrtales, Myrtaceae. The transcript is spliced from 3 exons.
AUGUUGGCCUUGACUUCUAUUGAUGUAUCCUAUAAUGACCUAAAAGGUCCUCUCCCAAAUGUCAAGGCUUUCAAUGAGGCCCCAUUUGAGGUAAUACAACAUAAUAGAGGGCUUUGUGGAAAUGUUGUUGAUUUACCAAAAUGCAAUUCCAUCGGGAGUGAGAAACAUAAUCAAUACAUUGGAACCAGAGUCAUAGUUAUCCUCAUUCUCUCAUUCUUGGGGUUUCUCUUUUUCUCUUGCACAUGGGCCAUUCUUGUAAUCGUCAAUCAUCGUCAAAGAAGGAUUAUCAAGAAGGACAACUAUGAACGGGCAAAUGACUUGGAUUUCAUGCGUAUUUUGAGUUAUGAUGGCAAAGUUUUCUACAAUCGAAUCAUCGAGGCCACAGAAGGAUUUGACUCUAAGUACUAUGUGGGUGAAGGAUCAUAUGGAAUUGUUUAUAAAGCCGAGAUAUCAAAAGGUCAAACGGUUGCUAUCAAGCAAACCUCUUCAUCGCAAGAAGAUGGUGAGAUUGUUGAUUUGAUAUCAUUUGAAAGGGAAAUUCAAGCCUUAACGAAUAUACGCCAUCGCAACAUUGUGAAAUUCUAUGGAUUCAGCUCUCAUGCCCAACGCUGUUUUUUGGUGUAUGAGUACAUGGAAAGAGGAAGCUUGAGGACAACUUUGAAUGAUGAUGAAAAAGCAAUAGAAUUUACAUGGGACAAGAGGGUAAAUGUGAUCCGAGGAAUUGCAAAUGCAUUGUCCUAUAUGCAUCACGAAUGUUCACCUUCAUUGAUUCAUCGAGACUUGACUAGUAACAACAUUCUAUUGGAUCGGCAUUAUGAGGCUCAUGUUUCUGAUUUUGGCACUGCAAGGCUAUUGAGGCCAGAUUCGUCAAAUUGGACUCUUAUUGCUGGCACUAUCGGAUAUAUUGCUCCAGAGCUGGCUUUUUCUACAAUGCCUACGGAAAAGUGUGAUGUGUAUAGCUUUGGAAUAGUUGCAUUAGAGACAAUCAUGGGAAAGCAUCCAGGAGAUCAUGUUUCUUGGGAAUGUUCAUCGUCUUCCCAAAUUGAGUCGCCAAUGAUGCUGAAGGAUGUGCUGGAUCAACGUCUCUCACCUUCUAGACUUCAUUUUCGAGAUGCACAGGAUGUGGUCUUGAUUGCCAAGCUAGCAUUCGCGUGCUUGCAGGCCAAUCCACGGCUUCGACCGAGCAUGAGACAAAUCUCACGUGAGCUUUGCAUUCAAGUACCCUUGGAAAUGCCACUCUCUACAAUCAGUUUAAAGCAACUUCGCGAUCUUAGUGUCAAGAAGAUUGGAGCACAUAGAACAGAUGAGCCAGCUUCUCUUUGA